Wasmannia auropunctata (little fire ant) is the source of this 756-nucleotide messenger RNA. It is a transcript of the gene mRpL10, whose product is annotated as 39S ribosomal protein L10, mitochondrial. Gene Ontology annotation, cellular component: mitochondrial large ribosomal subunit. Lineage: Eukaryota; Metazoa; Arthropoda; Insecta; Hymenoptera; Formicidae. Gene Ontology annotation, molecular function: structural constituent of ribosome. The coding region runs from base 1 to 756 and encodes 251 amino acids. The record is from RefSeq and is a predicted model, not a curated record. Gene Ontology annotation, biological process: translation. The transcript has 3 exons.
AUGGUGGUAGCAUUUCAGAUCACUCCAAAUGCAAUCCUUUAUCAACAGAAGCGUUUUCGAGCCAAAAUUAAUAUACAAAAACCCAGAGCGCCGCAUUACCAAAGGGCAUUGGUAAACGAAUUUUUGAAGCCUUUUUAUCCGUUCCCAAAUGAAGGCAAGAAACUGGAGGAAUUAUGCAAAAAAGCAAUAAGAACUGCGAAUAAGGAGAAGAAGGAGGAAUAUAAUCCUUACCAAAGAAUAAUAGCACGUGAAGUCCGCAAUUGGUUUGACAAUUCCAAAAUGGUUGCCAUUUGCCAUGAGAAUUCUAUGACGGCGGAGGAUAAGUUUGAGUUCGCAGUUCCAUUGAGGAGGGCAAAUAUGUACUACAAACGAUAUAGCAAUAAGAUAAUGACAUUAGCAUUGGCGGAUUCACCUUACGCGGCGACAAUGCCGUUGUACUCGUCGCAAUUCAACGUCAUAUUUGGUUCUGACACAAACGUCGCUGCCUUCGAAAAAAUUAUUAAAAAGUUCCCACAGGUUAUUUUAUUGGCGGGUAUACUAGAGGGACAUGUGCUGAAUAAGGAGGACUUUUUGAGAUACGGCAAAAUGGAUCUUACGUCAUCGCGGGUUUAUCUUGUUCAGGUGUUACAGAGCGCAGGCGGUAACAACUUAAAUCGACAGCUCACGCAUCAUCAGUCCACAUUAGUUGCACGAUUAAAACAGAUCGGUACGGAUGAAGCAACUUCCGGCGAGAACGAAGAAUCGGUGCCUGUAUAA